This is a messenger RNA of Bipolaris sorokiniana ND90Pr, 1267 nucleotides long. RefSeq lists its product as uncharacterized. Gene Ontology annotation, molecular function: protein binding. The record is from RefSeq and is a predicted model, not a curated record. The transcript has a single exon. The coding region runs from base 167 to 1108 and encodes 313 amino acids. NCBI's taxonomy places the organism in Eukaryota, Fungi, Ascomycota, Dothideomycetes, Pleosporales, Pleosporaceae.
ACCGCCCCAGUGGAGCCCUCUGUUACCAAUGCCACAACAAGUUCAACCCGCCCUGCUCAUCAACUGACAAACCAAGCUUUACGAUAGACAUACGUGUACCUUUCUGAACAGACAAUCGUUCAGAGCGCUUCACUCACCCAGUUCGAACUACAACGUCACAACCACCAUGGCCUCAUCCGAUCUAGAUACUCUCGUCGACAUGGGCUUUGAUCGCGAGCGUGCUGAGCUCGCCGUCAAAGUCUCUGGGGGCCUUCAGUCGGCCAUCGACUGGCUCGAGACCAACCAGGAAAAAUCCAUUGACGAGAUCAAGCAAGCGCAAGCCAGCUCUUCUGCCGGAGCUUCAGAUGAACCCCCAGCCCUCCAGCCCGGAGAAGAAGCAAAAUCACUUGUCUGCGAUGAGUGCGGCAAAAAGUUCCGAUCAGUCAACCAAGCUCAAUUCCACGGUGAAAAGACAGGCCACGAGCAGUUCAGCGAGUCGACCGAAGAAAUCACGCCCCUCACAGAAGAAGAAAAGAAGCAGCGGCUACAGGAGCUGCGAGAGAAGUUGGCAGCGAAGCGCGCAAAGAUGUCAGAACAAGACAAGGAGGACCAGAAGAAAAACGAGCAGAUUCGCAUGAAGGCCACAAAGGAGUCGCAAGACAUCAGGGAGGAGUUACAAAAGAAGGAGCGUUUGAAGGAAGCUGCUGCUAAGCGUGCAGAGAAGAAGGCAGAUGAGGAGGCAAGGAAGCGUGUGCUGGCAAAACUCGAGGCAGACAAACAGGAACGUAAGCGCAAGGCCGAGGAAGAAAAGGCAAAGCGUGCCGGUCAGGCUCCCCCUGCUCCAGCCGCACAAGCUCCUCUUGCGACAUCUUCUGGUCCUUCAACAAGCAAGCCUGCAAGCGCAUAUACUGAGGCUCGGCUGGCGCUCCAGACACCCAGUGGAAGGGUUAUGAAGACGUUCCCAGUAGAGACGACACUCUUCGAGGUAGCACAUGCGCUGGAGCAGGACGGCUUGAGUGUUAACACGUUUACCACCAACUUCCCCAAGAAGACAUACGACAAGACUGACUUUGGCAUGACGCUCAAGGAGGCUGGCAUGGUACCGAGCGCGGCCUUGAUUGUCGGAUAAGUUUCGAAGGCGGUUGACAGGGACACCGCGAUUCUCUGAGGCUGGCGUAGCGAUGAUUCUGUACAAGAAGGAAUGGGAAGAUGGCGUUGGUGAUGCGAGAUUCAUGGUAGAUACCCUUGGAGAAUGAGGUAUCGAGUAGGUUUGAUCAGAUAGCCUGUA